Paramuricea clavata is the source of this 9268-nucleotide messenger RNA. NCBI's taxonomy places the organism in Eukaryota, Metazoa, Cnidaria, Anthozoa, Malacalcyonacea, Plexauridae. The record is from the annotation of a GenBank genome assembly.
GUCUAUACUGAUAACUGAUCCUCCUAGGAUGGUUUAUACUCGCAUAAUUCGCGUUCGUCGGAAUUCGUCUGGUCUCGUUUAUACUCGUCCUCACACGAAAGCCCUGGGAACGAGGUUGAUUCGCACAAAAUGAAGUAUUUACAUUUCUUUGUGUGGCGUGCCUGCUGUGUCUCUUUAAAGAAGGCUCGGAUUCGGAAUAUAGUAUAAAAUUUUAAAAAAUCUAAAAUCGCUCGAUGUUUGAGCCUUUGAGGUGACAAAAACAGCUGCAUUUCAAAAUUUAUAAAAUCAAAACAAAAUUCGAAUCGGCAACAAACAUCACCAAACAAUGUCUGAACAAGCAAUAAUAGAUUUACCUGUGGUAGAAGGCCUUGCGACAGCUUCACCCAAGGAAGUCGCCCCAGAGAAUCCGAACACACAACUAGGAAUCCUCGCACAAGACAAUGAAUGUUCUACUAAUAUAUCUGCGAUUGAAGAUUCAGGACGGAUUAUGUUCAGGGGAGCGGAUAUGUCAUUUCUGAAAAUAAAUGGAAUUCAGAUGUUUACAUUUUAUGAAAUCAUGCGUAAACUUUGUCCUGAUGCUAAACGAGGUAAACUAUAGAUGACUUGCAAAUGUUACAAAUUUUAUUUAUGUACCAAUCAGUGUUACGCCCCACCCUAGGGAGGGCGGGCAAACCCAGGGGCAUUUGACAUUUUCAAUUUUUUUGUGUCAAUAGUCCCCGCUGUGAAGCAGCACUUAGUGGUCAAUCGUUGUCAAAUGCCCCCACCUCUGAGUUAGAGGAAAACUACAAAAUGUUAUAAUCUGCUCAAUAUUUAUAAUAUAGCAUUUGUAAAUUCUGAACGCUAUAAAUUGGCUAAGAGCCAUGUUGAUAUAACUCGAUAUAAACGUGGAAAUUUCCAGUCGCUCUUGGAUUCAAAUAUUCAAUUGUAAUCAUUAUUUUCUCCUUUCUUAUUUAUUUCCUAGUCUGUUAAAUUAUGUAUUAAAAAGACAAAACUUAACAAGAUUUUAUUUUAAAAAGCCGCAAAUGAAGUACCCUGCGACAAAUGAACGGGCGUGACGAGGGUCUCUUGGCCAUAGUUCUAAUACCUGAUAUUGUUCUCUUACCAUGUUUUUAUGGUAUCCGGUUAUGGAUUUGGCCAGAGCCCUUCAUCGCGCUCGGUCGAACACACAUAAAAAGGGCUCUGGGUACAAGAAUGUAGUGAACUACAACUACUUCGCUACUACCCACCCUUGUCAAUUCACCAUGUAUCCCCGCCCUCCCGGGCAAUAACAUUGAUUGGUGCUUAAAAGUUCCAGCCCCUAUGGCCCUGGUACUUUACAAUUUCCCAUGACUUAAGGAAAUUGUUAAAGUGUAACAUGUUUUCUUCACAGUAUUUUCCCCAUGAAUUUUCUCAUGAAAUUUCCUCCAAGCUUUAUGUAUCAGUCAAUUCCAGCAGUGCCCAUCCCCCGGGCCUUUGCAGUUUUUCCUAAUCUUGGGGUGGGGCUAUUUCCCAAACUUUUUUAGCCCAGGAGUGGCUGUGGGGACUUAAACGUUUUCCAUUAUGGCGGACUAUAACAUGAGAUUUUGCUGGAAAAGAUAAUGAAUUCAUUUGCAAAUGGCUUGACACUCGUUCUUUGUGAUGGCCUUUCAGUACCAUUGUUUUUUAUCAUUGAUGAGUAAAAUCCUUUGUCUACAUGAAAUAGUUUUCUCCUUCAAUGGACAAUGAUCACUAUAAAAAAUAAUCCACAGUAUGAGUGCAUCGCCAACCCAUCAAAUUUAUACUGUUGCAUUAAAAUAAAAGAUUUUUAUUCUUGUUGUGGAACUUCUAUUUUCUACUUUGCAUUAGACUGAACAUUGCGGUAUAUCGAUGUAGUCGAUAAAUAAUGAAAUUUCAAAAAUAUGGACAUUCGAUUUUUUGAUUACCAAAAAUACCGAAAAACUAUCGAAAGUUUUAUCAAAAUUAUUUCCCGGUAAAGUCUAGAAAACAUGUGUGGGCAAGUGUUUAUCACAAAAGAUCACAACCGGGCAUGUGUGAUGACUCAUAAAAAUGGAAUGUGCUCUUAUUUGAAUAAUAAUCUUAAUGGCACCAGACGGGCAGUGGCAUAUAAUGGCGAAGGUUUAAAAAUAAAGUAUCACAGCUCAUUGUAGGUCACUGUUUAGUUUAUUGUGAAGAUAUGUCAAUUCAACGAAGUCCUAAUAGAGGUUCAAAUUUACAAAAUAGACUUACCUUCAAAUCUACUGUCAGUGUGCAAUUCACUAUAACUCAGUAAGUUAAUUCACUAUAACUCAGUCAGUAAGUUAAUUCACUAUAACUCAGUCAGUAAGUUAAUUCACUAUAACUCAGUCAGUAAGCUAAUUCACUCUAACUCAGUAAGUUAAUUCACUAUAACUCAGUGAAAUUAGAUGCUAUUGUGAAAAAUUCUUUCAGAUUUGGAAAGAGUCCUCGCCUUUGCCUUGUGCUUUUACUCUCCUUAAUUUCUUGGACAAGAUGCUAAAUGAGCUGAACAAAUAUUUUUCUGAGAAAGCAUGUGAAAUGAUUGCUCUCUUCUAUCCAGGGUUGAUUAUAAUGGUUUGGCAAUUGGCUAUUUGCUGAACAAAAACAGUAAAUGGCGGAUUAAUUUUAUGUUCUGUGUUGACAUUUUGACUGGUGACAUAAAAUAAGUACGUUUUGUUAUCAUUUAAUUUAAAGGCACUGUACAUUAUGUGAUUAGUACUGUUCACUAAACAUUUUCUUGGAUUUGCUGCAAAAAGUGCUACAAAACCACAUCAAUGACAGACAAUCAGACAUGCAGAAAAUUCUAACACAAUAUCCAUUGAUUGCAUAGAUCAUUGGGUCUGCUUAAUUAAUUAAUGUGUAAUCUUCAUGUUCAGAAUAGGUGCGAAUGAAAUCUAGGUAACAAUAAUUACAGUACAUAGAACUCAGCAAAUUAGUGGAGAAUUUUUAAUUAAGCAGACUCAUACCCAACAACUACGCACUCUACAGACCAAAGGAAGAAAACGUAAGUGCUUGUGGGCAUGGUUGAAUGCUUUAGAGUGUGGUAAUCGAGUGGUUUAUGAGAGCCUGUUGACACUUUGAUGUACCAAUAUUACAGAAUAACUUAGCUACUAGUAACAUGGCAAACUUAGGCUACGUUUACACCAUAACAGAUGGCUUUCAGUAUCUAUCCGAUGUGGAAUGUACAGUACAACUUUCAGAAGCUGCGCAAAACAAUAUCUCUUGGUUGCAAUGAUUCUUCUGAAAUUAGCAUUCUUAUAACAAGGACGGAUAGGUGUUUUUUUCACGCCGUUACGCAAAGCUAUCUAGUACAGUGUAAACGUAUCCUUAUUGGUAAUUUCGAUACCACUUGAGCCUGCAAUAUUUUGGUCAAUAUUUUUUAAAAUGUAGAACGAUUUGUGUGAUUUUGUUGGUAGUAUUUUCAUCAUAUGUACGAUUUUAGGAGUAAUGUGGACUAAUAGACUAUCAGGGUUCCAAAUGGCAUUUUGCUUGUGCCUGGGGUUCAGUAUUAAAAAAAUUAAUAGCCCAAUUUUCAAGUUUUCAACUAUCCCUCCUCCCCCCUAAAACUUUUUUUGCAAGACGCUUAUAAGGUUAGCGCAAAUAAAUUAAUGAAUAAUUAAUGAUACAUGUUUUGAUAUGUAUUUAGUGAUAUAUGGCUGUAAAGUAUAGUCCAUUUUACAGGUUUUGAUACCAGUACUGAUGGAAAUUGGCAUGACUGCACUAUAAAAACAUUAUAAUUAGUGACAAUUGCAAUACACACAAUUUUAACAUUUCUUGUAUUGGUAAUGUUUUUAUAAAAUUGCCGUUCUAAGUUCUUUUGAAAAUCAAUACUAGACAAUUUGCAUGUUAGCAAAGCAUCAGGGGAAAAGUGGUGAGCAUAAAUACUGUGACGUUAUAAAGUUACCGUUUUAAAGGUCAAGUGCAGCUUACAGAUGAGUGUGAUAUACUUUUACAAUUCAUGUAUAGAGUCUAUAUAUAGACGUUGGUUUAUUAUGGUUUAUACAAUAAAAACUCUAGUUUUAGUACUCAAACUAAAAAAAAAAACAAGACCAUGCCUAUGCCCACAUUAUUAGAAACAACAGCUUUAAAAACAACACCGAAGAAUCCAAUUUAGUUGAUGACUAUAUACGUAUCUCUUAAAAAUUACAAUGUAAUAUAUGCCAAACAUGAAUCGCAAUUCGUCAUUGCGUUAUUUGCGUAAAUAAUCAUUGCCUCAAUAAAUGAGUGAUAAACGUAAUAACUAAUAUUCAGUACAUUGCACUAUUGGUAGCUGUACUGAAUACAAAGAAUAUAAUGUAUUUCUUGCUUUUUUUCUGAUUACACCAAUGUUAUUGCGACAGAUUUGCGCAAAUGUAAUUUGAUAUCACGCAUUGUAAUUAUAUAAAUGCAAACUGCCUAGUUUUCUGGACGUGAGAAGGUGAAGAAGACUGGGAACGUCCUAGUUUUUUGAGCGCAGGGGUCUGAGAACUUCCUAGAAUUACCUUAUUUGGAAAAAACUAGCCCAGAAUACCAUCGCGCGUAAUGACGUUCUUUUAAUCUAAAUCUAGACAUGUUGACAGAAUAAAAACAUUCCUAAAACAGAGAUUAUUAAUAUAAUACGGAAACAGCUUUGCAUAGGGUAUUAAAAUAGCAGAACAUUUCGAAAUUAAGCACGAUAAUGUAGAAUACACGUACACAACACAAACUGACAACCGAUUUUGUGACCUAUGUCAGGGCGUCCUAGUUUACGCUUUCUGGUUGCCUAGUUUUUCAAUUUUUACCAUUUUUUGGCCUAAAAUUGGAAAAUUUAUGAGAUUGGGUUCCCAGGCACAACUGGCCUCAUUUGGAACCUUGAGACUAUUGCAUGAAUUCUCGCUUCCAUGAUGGGGAUUAUGAUUGUAUUUGUAUGUAUGUAUAAGGCAGAAGACAUGCAGGAAUUAUGAAUAAAAAUGGUUAGUUCUUCUGAAGAUAGCUUGAUCUACAACUCACUGGAGAAGUACACUGUUAAAUAUCUUGUUAUUAAAAGAUAUUAACGUACAGUGCACCAGGGAUCAAUCACGGACGGCCAUAUAUUAGCCGAGCAAAAUGCUGAUAUGGCCGUCUACUGAGUCCUGAUUACUCUGCACGGACAUUAUGGCCGACCGUUUUGUCUCAUUAAUUUGAAUAUUUCUUCCUUUAUUGUUGCAAAUCUUUUUAUCAAAAUCUGUAAUCUUUAACACAUGCAAACAAAGAUUCCGUCUGCUAGACAAUCACGGAAUCUGACUUCGUCACGAUCACUGAUCUGUACGAUUCAUACAAUAUAACAAUGUCAUCUCGUGUGUUAAGAGAAAUAUUUUAUAUUAUAACAAGACGCCCGCUCGGCGUUAACCUCGGGUCGGUGGAUAGGGCAUCUGGUAAAUAUGCAAAAAUCGUGUAAAAUGAUAGUUUAAUAGUUCACUAGUAUAAAUGGUGAAUCAGUCAAUCAAAGCUCCGUUUUAACAUUUUAUUGAUAAUAGUUAAAUACAGGAACAAUUUAGAGAAUUUACUGACGCAAUUAUUUAACUGUUUUAUUCAUUAUUUGGGAUAUUUUGUGGACGAGUGAAUGAUAUACAUAGCUACUUCACUACUUCAUCUUGUAUUUAGUAACACUAACAGACAAUAUUAUCAGUCUAUUUGUUGAUUGCACAUAGCAGAACGACAGUCACUUCAGAUAUUUUUAAAAUAUAUCAAAGUACCGAAAAUAUAAUUAGGUACAUAUAACUGAUCCAUCAUUAGUAAUAGUUGUCCCACAGUUGAAGAAUGUAAUGAGUGGACAGUUGGCAAAAUUGUUGUCUACCAGUUACAGUAAGAACCAUCCAUAAAAUGCUUAGCAGUAUCAAACAAGUGAAAGUUGGCCGCGGUAUUCCCAUGCUAUUGUAUUGUACCUUAUAUCAACAUAUACUCGAGUCAGAAUAGUUAUCCAGCUGAACAUGUAUGUCAAAAUUAUCACAUCUUCUGGUUUUAAAUCAACAAUUUUGACGGAUUUUGUGCAAGGACAGCUUCGGGUUCCGUUUCGCUUUGGCCGAUGCUUGAAAUUUCCCGGAAGUACACUUAUUUACCAGAAGUUGUCGUCUCCUCCGCAGGCUCUUCGACUACGCGCGCGGCUCGACACAAAAUGAAAAAAAAAAAAUGGGAGCCGAAUUUAUGACCUCGGUGUCGUACCGACCCGAGGUAAUUAUAUACUAGCUGUUAUUGAGUAAGUUUUCGUUGAUAUUGUGUAAUUGUGUUAACCAUUAUACAUAUGCAUAUACAGUAUAUGGUUUUGGACUUUUGGUAGUUGUUAAGGUUUUGGUUUUAAUAUAGUACUGUGACAAGUGACAACAUCCCUCUUGAGAAUAAUUAAGUGUCCGAUCAUGUCCGACCAAAACAUGGAUUGGUCAGACCAAGUUUUCAGAAUUAUAUUGAACUCUGCAGUACUACUACACUGACACUGUUAAUAUCUUGUUAUUAUUAUUAUAAUUCUUAUUUUGAUUGUAUUGGUAUUUAAAAAUGUUUACUAUUCGACUGGUACAGCCUAUCAUUAGCGGAUUAGCCUUGACCAGAAUCCACCCUAAACAUUUUUUAUACAGUGAUCCCCAACGGAAAUUUGCUGUGUGUUGAUAAAGACUGUAUAAUAUCAAUAAAACGUAAAUACUGUAAUGCCAUACCACAUGUCAAUUGGUAGGGUCUACUGCUGUGCAUCAUUCUUCUGCUUUUAACAUACUGUACAUGUAUGGACUUUAUCUUCUGUAUUUAUUCCCUUAUUCCAACGAAGUAACUCUCUAUUUCUUAUCUUUAAAUUAAUAAUACUUUCUAUUGUUUCUGUAGGUACAGUUGGCAACAGAUUUACCAGAUUGAAAGCCACUAAACAUGCGUGUAAUAGAGCGGAAGUUAAGUUAGUAAAAGAAUUAGGAGGAACCGACCCAUCAUUCUACUACUGCACACUAGUUGCUCGAACAGACGUCGAGAGAUAUUGUGAGAGAUAUGAAGACAAUGGUACUCGAAUAAAUCGAAAUACUUGUUCAUCCAAGCCGGAUAAAAAAAAGUCAAAAAAAUGUACACCAAAGGCAAAGCAAGGAUUAAAGGAAAUCGAUUCUGUUGUGACUGACAAACAAAUUAAGAAGUACAAAGCUACUUUUAGUAAAGGCAACGCUCGUAAGAAAUCUACUGCAAAAUCAGUUUUGCCCGAGGCUAAAUCUUUAAAUAUCACAAAAAUACAAGUCGACAAAAUUUCACAGGAGCUUUACACUGACGAAGCAAAUACUGCAAUUACCGAAACAAAUACGCAAGAUGCAGGCAAGAAACGAAAACGUCGUACGCAAUUUGAACUGCUUCAGUCGUACCAAUUUUAUACCGAUGUCACUGAGGAUGAAAGUCAUAAACGUCAGAAAACAUCUGUAAGUGAUAGUGAUGAUCAACAAUUGGAAGCUGAUUCGAUCAUACCUGUCGAUAUAAACUCGAACAUUAUCGAUUGGCAAAAUAAAUCUCCUAAGAAACUGGAAGAGGCCACGUUUAAUUAUGAUGAACUUGAUUUACCUUUUUCGGACGACAACAACAAUGCUAGUGGUUCCGUUGAACCACGUUCACCAACUUUGUUACUUAAGAGGUCCCAGAAUAAUAAAUGGCAUGUUGCGAAGGCCGUUUUACCACUUCUUAACCUUGAUGAUACAGAAUCUGAAAAAUCAUCUGAUAUUGUGAUCAAGGCGAAGAGUAACAGAAACUUAGGGGAAUCAAAGACUGCAAUGACAAAAGUGAAAAAUAAACUAAAAGCUUUACGGAAAUCCUCCACUGCAAAGAAGACGAAGAUCGAUAAAAGUGUUCGUCCUUUGGCUUCAAUUAAAAAGCUUGGCAAAAAAGGUUCGAAGAAAGUAAAGGAAUCAAACAAAAACCGGAAAAUCUCCGUUACUACUCUGGACGAACAGGAGAAGACACAAAAAUUUGAGGGAGAUCCUAUAUGUGAGAAAGAUAUUAAUGACACGAAACCAGAAAAUAGUGAUAACACUUCUGCGAGUGUUCAGCACAAAAAUGUUGAUAGGAGAAAAAGUUUGCUACUUCGUAAGGACAAUACGGAUAGUUUAAAUAAGACUUCAAUUGUGAACAAGGAGAAACGAGAAAAUGGUACUAAAAAUGACAGUAAAAUAACAGUUAAAAAGAAGCGAAGAAGACGUGUAGAAAUGAAUUCCUUUCGUUUAAUUGAGACUAUUCCAUAUUCCUCGUUAUUAGUUGUAAGAGAUGGCGAUCUUUGCCCUUCCUAUACCAUGGCAUAUAAUCAGAACAAUUAUCUUCCUGGUUGCUGCCAUGCAUUAUGGAGAUGGCGUUUAGGGAAGCCAGUGAAGAUUCCAUGUCAGUCCCCAGUGAAAACAAAAGAUGACCAGUUCCUGGUGGAGAAAAAACAAGAUGACCUGUCCCCAGCCAAGCCAAAUGAAGAUUAUAAGUUUCCGCCUAAGACAAAACAGGCUGAGCAUUCUCAGGUUGGAAAAAGGCGAGAUGAGCAGUCCCCGGUCGAAAAAAGGCCAGAAGAGCGCCAAAUCGAAACAAAGACAGAUGAGAUGUCCUCGGCUAAAACAAAGAAAGAGAAACAGUUCGCGUUGGAGGAAAAGCAAGAUGACCUGUUAUCCCCGGUGGAAACACGACCAGAUGAACAUGCUCCGGCUAAAGAAAAACACGAUGACCUGUCCCCAAUUAAAACAACACAAGAUGAACAGGCGAAGAAUGAUGUGGAAAUUAAUGGAAACGAAAAGUUAUCGAAUUAGAGGGAGGAUGAUAUUUAAAACGUUAUUUGUUCAGGACACAGCUAUUCCACAGUCAAAACAAGGCAAAAUGACUAGCCAAAGGAUGGGGCACUAUAGAUUAUAAAGUUAACAGCGAAGGUUGUUUUUUAGUAAAGAAAUAUCCAUACAGUCUCAACUGUUCCAGUUACAGUGUGCCAGAAACGUACUGUGUGCAAACGUAAAGAAACAUUUUUCUAAUUAUUCACUUACUGUAAGCGCCGAUGGACUUUGUUCUUUUUCUAAUAAAGCUUUGUAUUUCGUAAAUCCAGUCGUUUUCAGCGCUUUUGGCGCACAAACAUAACGAGACUAACAGGUGGGUAAUUUGUCGACACCAAGGCAUUUUUAAUACCAUGGACUGGUGGGGCAAUUGCCCCACUGGGCCCCUACCUCUGCCCCACCACUGAAGAAAAAAAAUGGCCUAUUUCCCCAAAGCCAGGGCCCUAUGACCUGUAUUGAGUAAAUGAGUUGAACAUUGAAAAGCGUGAGCAUACAUAAACUUAUGUUGUGUUUGAUUGUUUAGCAUGCAAUUUAUUACUGACAAAUUUCAC